AUGAUUGCCGCUGGUUAUCUCAUUCUAGUAAUUCUCCUAGCGGCGGGUACCAUUAUCUUCUAUAUUAGGCCUCACGGUAGGAUUACGUAUCCCGAGUUGAGACCGCCAUCCUCGAAUGAAUGUCUUUCAGUUCCAAAGCAAAGAGGCGUCCGCAUUCAUCAAGUCAAUACAUUUCCCAGCAGUACCGAGACGGAAGCUGACGUUGACAUAAUCGCUGUCCAUGGCCUGGAUACGAAGUCACCCGAUACAUGGACAUGGAAAUCUGGAGAGUCGGGUGAAAUGAAUUGGUUGUCCCACCCGGACAUGCUCCCCAGUCAAGUGGGAAAAGCCCGUAUUUUUACUUGUGACUGGCCUGCCGACCUAUUUGAACCAUCGGACUCGGUCCCAAAAAGGAUCGAGGAACUUGCUCGGCUGUUGCUUACCGCAAUCCAUGAUGUUCGUGCAGAAGAUCAGGAACGACCGCUUGUAUUUAUCGCUUCAUGUCUUGGCGGCAUCAUUCUGAUGAAAACCCUUGUGAUGGCCAACCUUAAUCCAGAAUAUUUUCAUAUCCGACGCUCGACGCGCGGCAUAGUCUUUCUUGCUACACCUUUCCGAGGCACAGCGUUCCAUGGCGUAGCUACAUGGGCAGAAUUGGUUCUGAAGGCCCGAGCUUCAAUUCAAGGCCAGCAGGUAUCCUCGCUUCUUGAAUAUACCAAGGCCUCGACUUUCGAUACCGGAGAGCUUCUGCGGAAUUUCACUGGACUAUGUAAAGACUCGGAACACCCUUGUCAAGUUGUUAGCUUCUAUGAAACACAACCAACAAACAAGUGUUGGAUUCGCCAAGGAAAGCUUCUCGUCGACCAAUAUUCUGCAACCCCGGAUAUUGUCCUGGAUCCAUUGCCGUUCGAUCGCCCUCAUAUAACCAUGAACAAAUUCUUCGGGCCUAACGACAAGGAAUAUAAUAUAGUUAUUGGAAAAGUGAAGAACAUUCUAAGGCAUAUUCGAGAGGGUACAUUACUUGAGAGGGCGGAUGCUUGGAUACGAACGAAGCGCUAUACUGCGGAAAGACUUAAGAUUGAGCGGCUCUCGGGUGACCUUCUACCGAUGGGUCAGUGUUAUAUCAAUCUAGCCCUCAUAAAACAAUCCGAAAAUCAUUCCCGGGAUCAAAUAGAGGAAUCUCAACUGCCCCAACCUUCUCCAUUUACACUCACGGCUCGGUUAAAGGUUGAAAUGCCAGACGAGCAGAGUCGCGUCGAACUGGAAAAAAUAUUCGAACCACGUAAGGCUCCAAGAGAUGAAGGUGAUCCUCUACGGCCUAGGAGAAUAUUGAUUAGAGGCCGUGCGGGAGUAGGGAAAACGACCUUAUGCAAAAAAAUCAUUCAUGAGUUCGUUUUCGGUACAAUGUGGAACACCUUAUUUGACCGGGUACUUUGGAUACCUUUACGGAGGUUGAAAACUUGGGAAUUCAACUGGUGCGAUUUUGAAGAGCUAUUCUAUCGGGAGUAUUUCUCCAAUUGCCCGGAUGGCCACGUUUAUGCCAAAACACUGUGGCAUGCAUUAAGGGCGAGUCCCAAGAAGACCUUAUUCAUCCUUGACGGCUUGGAUGAAGUACUGCAUGAGUUAAAACGAGACGAGCCAAAAUACGAACUUCUUCAAAACCUUUUAAAUCAGUCAAACAUCAUCAUCACUUCUCGGCCAUAUGUGACGUCUCUGAGCCAACUCCAGGGGGUUGACCUCGAAUUAGAGACAAUUGGGUUCGAUCCAGUGCAAGUCAAAGAAUAUCUUCAAAGUACCUUUAAAGAUUCUACAAACCAAGAAAACCUCGUAGUCGAGUCUUUUCUUGAGAAGCAUCGGCUUAUUAAGGAUCUUGUUCGAAUUCCAAUUCAAUUAGAUGCACUCUGUUAUACCUGGCGUGGUUCUCUUAAUCUCGCACCGCAGACUAUGACCGCUAUCUACCAAGACAUUGAACUAGGACUGUGGAGAAAAGACAUCCCAAGAUUAGGGAAAACGCAUGAAGGGAAUUCAGUAACAGAGGAUCAAAUACAGCAUGAAUCGCGGUUAAAUAUUGAAAAACUUGCUGAUAAUGAAAUCCACUUCCUCGAGGGGCUUGCAUUCAAAGCGAUGCUCGACCAUAAGAUAGACUUCGAUAGUAAAUAUCUAGACGAGAUACCAAAGAAAAAUACCAUUCUUAACUACACUAUACGACGCCUAUCCUUUCUGCGGACAUCAGACUCUUCAUUAAAUCCAAGAGACCAAAAUUACCACUUCAUACAUCUAACAUACCAAGAAUACUUUGCGGCUCGGUACUUUGUUCGUCAAUGGAAAACUCGAAAGCAUUUAGUCCAACAACAGGCUACAACUAAUCAGGAUAUCGAUCCUAUUAAUUUUAUACGACGAUACAAAUACGCAGACUAUUUAGACAUCAUGUGGCGUUUCGUUGCCGGUUUGCUUGAUACUGAAGAGGACGAAGAAGCUGUUCGAUUUCUCCAGGCGGUCGAGGAAGAACCAGGUGACCUACUAGGACCUACUCACCAAAGAUUGAUAAUGCACUGUUUAAGCGAAGUAUCAACUAGGACACCAUUCAGAGCAAAACUGGAAAUGACAUUGUCAGGGUGGCUACUUCUCGAACGAAAUAUCACAAGAAUUCCAAACUUGGUGAAAGAUAUCGACUUUCCUGACUCUGCACUAGUCACUGCCCUACAGCAUUCAAUCGAAUAUGACCAACAACGGAUUCUUAUGUUUGUAAGAUAUCGAUCACAUGUUUCAUAUAGCACUAUUGCAGCGGUAAUUCCUUUACUGGAGGCAGACCUAUCUGGGUCUAUGGAACGUAUUGUAUGUACUAUAAUACGAAAGUUCCACAUUGGCUUGCCGAGCGAUGCGGUCAAAUCUGUGGUCGAGUGGUUAGGCCGGAAAGAAAGAGCCCUCAGAGAACUCGCAGUAGAAACUUUAGGAGUCCAGGGAUAUCUGUCCGAUGAGGUGGUAAGAUAUAUAGUGGACCGACUUAAAGAUCAUGACUUAGGAGUGAGAAGUGUUUGUGUAAAAGCGUUACGAGAGCGACCAAGCCUCUCCUAUGAGGUGCUGAGGGCUCUGGUGGCACAAUUGGGUGACAAAGAUAGCUAUUGGCGGGCGGCGAUGGAAGUCUUGGAGGGUAUUUCAGACAUACCCAACGAUAUACUAAAAGACAUAGUACCGCUACUUGGAAGCGAAAAUAAAGAGAAGAGGGAUAGAGUUGUCGUUAUGCUCAGAAAACAGUCAACACUACCCGGAGAAGCAACCCAGGCCAUAAAGGAACUGUUGGGGGAUGAUACUAAGUUCGUCGAGUUUCUCAAAGUAAAGGACGAAUCAAACCCAUCUAAUGAUAGCAUUGGGACGAAUAUUGGUUCGAAUGAGUCCAACCAAAUAUCAGGAAGGAGAGUCACCGAUAAGACCUGGCGGUACUACGGGCAACGCCGUCUAGAGAAGCCGAAAAAAACCUACACUUCGAUACGACACACCAAUGAUGGAACCGAUGCGGAGGGCAUUCUACCGGGAAGUCCCCAAAUUUCACACUUUACGCUUCUUAACGACCAGCUGACAGAAUCGCUUUACACUGUCUUACUAAAGCGAAGUUUUGAGGAAUCGUGGGCUUGGUAUAUAGAUAACGGCACAUCUUAUAUUCGUCAUCCUAGUGGAGUCAGUAAGGUUCCCAUCAGCAACGCGAUACAGUUUCACAAACGUAUUGAAGAAGUGCGGCAGAAGGUGUGGGAUGAACACGGGGUAAAAUGUGUUUGGGAAGAUGAGUAUGGUGAAUCCAAAUUCGUACGGAAGUCGCCUUCAAAAGUUAUGUCCAUACUAAGAGCCUGUCAGCUUUUGGUACAGCUGUCCGGCAGUCCGACCCACCUGGCAGCUUAG
This is a messenger RNA of Daldinia vernicosa, 3870 nucleotides long. Its product is annotated as nacht nucleoside triphosphatase. The coding region runs from base 1 to 3870 and encodes 1289 amino acids. NCBI's taxonomy places the organism in Eukaryota, Fungi, Ascomycota, Sordariomycetes, Xylariales, Hypoxylaceae. The record is from RefSeq and is a predicted model, not a curated record. The transcript is spliced from 2 exons.